Sebastes umbrosus (honeycomb rockfish) is the source of this 2607-nucleotide messenger RNA. It is a transcript of the gene hnf4g, whose product is annotated as hepatocyte nuclear factor 4, gamma. Lineage: Eukaryota; Metazoa; Chordata; Actinopteri; Perciformes; Sebastidae. The record is from RefSeq and is a predicted model, not a curated record. Bases 477 to 1955 code for a protein of 492 amino acids. Gene Ontology annotation, molecular function: nuclear steroid receptor activity; zinc ion binding; nuclear receptor activity. Gene Ontology annotation, cellular component: nucleus. Gene Ontology annotation, biological process: anatomical structure development; cell differentiation; regulation of transcription by RNA polymerase II. The transcript is spliced from 11 exons.
AGUUAAUGGAAGUUAUCAGCGUUUUCUACUUUGCUUUGUGUCUUUAUAGAUUAUAUCUGCUGAGGUGGUGGUGCUAUUACUCCACUAUUGAUUAGAUUAGGAAGCCUGGCAAGGACACACACGCACGCACACACUAACACACACACAUUCAUAAAUGUGUGUGCCUGUAGGAACAAACGCACACGUAGCUCAGCACCAUGCACAUACAGUUAAGUGCAAGCUGUCCUCCAAAAUCUGAUGAAAUCGGUUUUAUGGUAAAAAAAAAAAGGGCGGAGGGGGAGAAGGGAAAUAUCUCCUUCACCACUAUCUAUCCAUCCUUGUGAUAAGUGUGAGAGAGAAGGACAGAUAAGUAAUGUGCAACAAGGUGAGAAGUCUUAGGCCACAGCUCCUCCCCUCUCCUUGCUCCUGGCCCAAUCGGAUGGGAUUAUAGAUCUUUUUAUGCCAGGGAUCUCCCAUGUCAUGGCUGUAAGAAUUAGAUGAAGCAGAGACCAGCAGGUAGGGAAAAGGAGAAAGAGAGAGUGAACUGGGAAGAGAAGCAAAGAGAGGAAGAAGAACACGUGAGGAAGACCAAGUUUGAGACAGGAAUGAAGUAUUCUCCUGCUCCUCAGAGUGAAUCUCUGUUAGAAAUGGAUGUAGCAAACUAUUGUGAAGGCCUGGAUCCCUCAUACAGCACCCUGGGCUUUGAGAAUGCAGAGGUGCUCUGUGGAGGAGGAGACAGCAUGCCGACAGAGCCGAGCCUGCCGGUCGGUCCAGACGGGGUCAGCAGUAACUGUGCCAUCUGUGGAGACAAAGCCACAGGGAAACACUACGGAGCCUCCAGUUGUGACGGCUGUAAAGGCUUCUUCAGACGCUCCAUACGCAAGAACCACGUCUACACCUGCAGGUUCAGCAGACAGUGCAUUGUGGAUAAAGAUAAGAGGAACCAGUGUCGUUUCUGCAGACUCAACAAAUGCUUCAGGGCUGGCAUGAAGAAAGAAGCUGUACAGAACGAGAGAGAUCGGAUCAGCUCCCGAAGAACUAUCCCUGACACCCAAGACUUGCCACCCAUUACUAUUUUGGCCCAGGCUGAAUCACUCUCCCAACAGAUCACUGCUCCAGUUGGAAUAGCCGACAUAACGGAGCAGAAGUCAGCCACCGUCGGAGACGUGUGCGAUUCAAUGAGACAACAGUUAUUGGUGCUGGUGGAAUGGGCCAAAUACAUCCCUGCAUUUGGAGAACUGCCACUGGAUGACCAGGUGAGUUUGCUCAGGGCUCACGCAGGUGAACACCUUUUGCUCGGGGUCGCCAAAAGGUCAAUGCCGUUCAAGGGCUUCCUGCUUUUAGGUAACGGCUGUGUGAUCCACAGGAACAGUCCUGAACAAGAGAUGUACAAGGUAGCCAAUCGAGUGCUGGAUGAGCUGGUCCAGCCCUUCCAGGAUAUUCAAAUAGACGAAAAUGAGUAUGCAGCGCUCAAGGCUAUUGUCUUCUUUGACCCAGAUGCAAAGUCUUUGCGGGACCCAUCGAAGAUCAAGGCCAUUCGUCUGCAGGUCCAGAUGAGUCUGGAAGACUACAUUAAUGACCGUCAGUAUGACUCCAGGGGUCGGUUCGGAGAGCUGUUACUCCUGCUGCCCACCCUGCAGAGCAUCACCUGGCAGAUGAUCGAACAGCUCCAGUUCAUUAAGCUCUGUGGCCUGGCCAAGAUAGACAACCUGCUGCAUGAGAUGCUGCUGGGAGGCCUUACGUCAGAGCCCACGCACCUGCACCACCCAGCACACACCCAGCUGGCCCAGGACCCUUUGACUGGACACACACUGGUCAUCAGCACCAUGCCUGUCGCUCACACUCCACAGAUCGUUUCUCCAGACACUCCCAUCCCAUCACCUCCUCAGGGUCCUGCCCCAGAGAAGUUCAAACACUUUCCCCAUCCUCUCUGUCCUCCAGCCAGCCCCUCGCCCUCCGCGCAGACAGAUCUCUGACUUCUCCCUGCACUCUGUCAAAGAAGCUGACACUAGCACAGUUCCCUCGUCCCCUAUUCAUCAUCCCCAGUCAAAAGAUUAUGAAAGCAAUCCCUGCUCAGUGUCUGCGGUUAGACUUUACCCCCGUUCCUUCUCCCUGUGACUCCUGGUGGUGUUGCAACAAUAACUAAGACGCAAUUAAAGCUGCUGCGUGAAGCACUCUUAAACUUCAACGUGUCACUUUUAAAUGCAGUGAACUAAUGAAACGCCAAACGACGGUUUAACAAAACAUGCUGUGCAUUUUUGUGGUCACCUAAACCAAUAUACAGAUUUUUCAAUGCAGUAUCUCUGUUUUCAUGUCAGUAAGGCACAUGCUCAUAGACAUGAUGGCAAUUCAAAUGUAAUGUAAUAUACAUAUUAAUUGCAUUGUUUGAAGUGUAGUUUCUAUUUUAUUUGUAUUGACUAUAAUAUCUCGCUUGAUUCGGCACAUAUGUGCAAAAAAUGCCCUCCGUCCUUAUGGUUCUUUAUGUGCAGUCUAUCAGUUGUGUAUAUCAAAUGGCAAGUCCUGAUAAUGUGUAAAUGUACGAAAUACGAUCUAAUCAUAAAUUGCAGAGGCACCAUCAUUGGAAAAAUCAUGGCUUACUGUCAACACAUUACAGCUGUCCAUUGAAUA